AUGGCCUUCUCGCAAUUUCAACCGAUUGGCGCACUCACCGGCGUUAGCUUCGGUAUCUCAUCCUCAAAAGUUCUCCGUUUGGCUGAUGAGAACGGACCCGAGCCUCCGAAAGACUCCACCGUGCUGUUACCUACGAUGACAACGAUAGUCAAGAUCAUGUUCGACAUCCUCAUCAUCGGCGCCGGUCCUAGCGGCCUUUGCGCUGCCAAAACGUUUCUUCAACACAAUCCAACCAGCAACAUCGUCAUCCUCGACAGCCACUCGACCAUAGGAGGAGUCUGGUCCAAGGAGAGACUCUAUCCCACCCUCCGAACCAACAAUCUGUACCCUACUAUGGACUUUAGUGAUUUUCCCAUGAAGGGCGUUGGCAUCGGCCGUCCAGGACACCACAUCACCGGCGAGGAAAUGCAUGCCUACCUGACCGCAUGCGCCCACCACUUUGAUCUGAUGAAACGAAUCCGCUUCAACACUCGAGCUGUCCGAGUUCAUCAAGUUCAAGAAGCAGCCCCUACAAGUGACGACGGCUGGAAGGUAGACGUACAUGAACUGGGCAACCCAACCACCACAACAACACUAAAAGCCAAAAAACUGGUCAUGGCCACCGGCAUCCUCGGCGUCCCCAACAUGCCCUCCCUCAAAGGCAGCGAAACCUUCGACGCACCCCUUUUGCACUCCUCCGCCCUCGGCCCUCGCUACCAAGACGUCCUGCAAAACCCCCACAUCAACCGCGUCGCCGUCCUCGGCGGCUCCAAAUCCGCCUACGACACCGUCUACCUCGCCGCCACGACCGGCCACAAAGUCGACUGGAUCAUCCGCAAAUCCGGCCGUGGUCCCUCAUGGGUCUUUCCCUCCCACACCAAGAUCGGCCCCUUCAAAGCCUGGCGCGAGAAGCUCGUCACUCGACGGAUUUUCACUUUCAUGUCUCCUUGUGUCCUUCCCGACCACUCCGGCAAACACAUCAGUUGGAUCCGCGACUUUUUGCAUACCAACAAGGUCGGAAAAGCCAUAACGAAACGCUUCUGGAAGAUCCUGCACGCCGAUACCAUCCGAGAUUGUCGUUACCGCGAAGAAAAAGAAGACAAGAACUUUAGUGUGCUAGAACCAGACCACAGCCCUUUUUGGUACGGGACCAGCUCGGGGACGCUCAACUACGAGCAGGACUUCAAGGCCUUAGUCACCAGUGGACAAGUGACUGUCCACCGUCAAGACAUUUCUCAUCUCAGUCCACACACCAUCCACUUCUUCGCCGAUAAUAAUGAAACAACAAGCCUGACCGCCAUCGACGCCCUCAUCUGCGCAACCGGAUACUCACCCCAACCACCCAUCGACUUCUUUCCCCCUGAGUUACACUUCCAACUCGGCAUCCCAACCACGACUGACUCUCUCUCCGACGAGGAAAAAGCCAUCUGGGCAACCUACGACCAAGAAGCAGAUGAAGUCAUAACCAAGCGAUUUCCCCAACUCAUUCCACCACCACCAUCCAUACCCACACUCACACCCACCUCUGUUCUCUGUUCCCCCAAGACCCAAGAGUCCAAGCAAUACACCCCCUGGCGUCUCCACCGCGGCAUCGCCCCUCCAACCCUCACAACAUCCCACACCCGCAACUCCCUCGUCUUCCUCUCCAUGCACAGCAACAUCACCAACAUCCCCCGCAUCGAACUCCAAUGCUUAUGGUCCCUUGCAUACUUCAAUGACAAACUCAAAGUCUCGCCUCUUCAACAAGUUCUAUACAAGGACACCGCCCUGUUUCAGCGAUGGUGUCAGCUUCGAUCGCCCUUGGGACACGGGAGGCAGUACCCGGACUUGAACUUUGAUCAGUUGCCUUAUUGGGAUUGGUUGGUGGCUGAUUUGGGAUUAAAAGUCAGGAGGAAGAAGAGUGUCUGGCGGGAAUUAGUCAGUCCGUAUGGAAGUGAGGAUUAUAGGGGGUUGGUGGGGGAGUGGAUUGAGAAGUAUGGAAUCGAUAAGGGGGAGGGGAGUGAUCAGAACAGGAGAGAGGGCGAGAAAAGACUGUGAGAGUGGUGGUUG
Messenger RNA from Neurospora tetrasperma FGSC 2508, 2028 nucleotides. RefSeq lists its product as uncharacterized. The coding region runs from base 1 to 2016 and encodes 671 amino acids. The transcript has 2 exons. The record is from RefSeq and is a predicted model, not a curated record. Lineage: Eukaryota; Fungi; Ascomycota; Sordariomycetes; Sordariales; Sordariaceae.